CUUUGAGCCGGCGCUGUGUCAAUAAAGUUUAUUCAAAUAAACACCGCGGCGUCACGACACACAAUGGCAGCCAGCGGCACAGCUGUGACGGUCCUCACUCCUAACGGGAGGAGACAGGCGGUGAAGGUGUCCUCAAACACUCCGCUGUUACAGGUGCUGGAGGAUGUCUGCAAAAAACAUGGAUUCAACCCCGACGACCACGGCCUGAAGUUUCAGAGGACAGCUGUUGACCUCACGCUGCCUUGGAGGUUUGCCAACCUGCCCAACAAUGCGAAACUGGAAAUGGUGACGAGUACAAGGAAACAGGCUGUAGCUGACAGCCAGGUGCGGAUUGCACUACAGAUGGAGGACGGCUCUCGGCUCCAGGGUUCCUUCUCCUCUGGACAGAGUUUGUGGGAACUGCUCACACAUUUCCCCCAGAUCAGUGUGUCCGAGUUCUCUGAGUCAGAAGCCACCCCUGUGUGUGUUUACAUGAGAGAUGAGGUGAGUGGUGAAGAAGCACUCAAGAAGGCCACUCUGAAGUCUCUGGGUCUUACAGGAGGAAAUGCCAUCGUCAGGUUUAUACUCAAAAAGAACAAAGCACAGGGACAGGAAGAUGCCGAAGAAGCCACUGAAACAGCUGCUAUGCCAACCACACCUGUUGCCAAGGAAACCGCACCUAGCCCGUCAUCUCAGCCUGAUCCUGCUCCCUCACAGCCGGAAACAUCAACAACUGAUGUGACAAGUAAAAAAUCAGGCCCCGAUAGGCAAAUCGAAACACACAGUGCUCCAACUCCCGCCCCUGCUACAUGCAGCAAACUUCCUGUUCAACAGGAAGAGGUUCGAAACCCCCAGGAUGCAGUUCGGCCAAAGAUUCCUCCUGUCGGGAGAGGAACGCCAGAGGAGGAUGGCGAGGAAGCAGGGCCAUCAGGACUGAACUCUCACCCAUCUUCUUCCUCCUCCUCGGCUCCCUCGGCUCCCUCCUCCUACUCGGCCCCCUCGGCUCCUUUCAUUCCCUUCUCUGGUGGCGGUCAGCGCCUCGGGGGUCCACGGGGAACUUCAGCGGGACGCCCGCUAUCUUCAUCCUCGUCUGUGUCAACUCUGACUGCAGCAGUAGAAUCACCGAAAGCCAAGAAAGCAAAAUCCAGCCACGGUUCUAGCACCAAGCGGCAAACCACUGCCAACCAGCUGGACGAGGACAUGGAUCAAGGGGAGGAGUUCUUAGAGCCAAUAGAGAGGGAGCCCCUCGUCUACCACCUGGACGCAGUGUCCCGUCACUCUGAGGACCACCGAGAUCCGCCAGACGAGUUCUUUGAAGUGACGAUGGAUGACGUGCGUAAGCGCUUCGCCCAGCUGAAGAGCGAGAGGAAGCAGAUGGAGGAGGCUCCGCUGAUGACUAAAUCUCUAAGAGAAGCACAGAUAAAGGAGAAGAUGGAACGAUAUCCUAAAGUGGUCCUGAGGGUCCAGUUUCCAGACAGACAUGUUCUACAAGGCUUCUUCAGGCCUCUGGAGACAGUUGGCGCCGUGAGGCAUUUUGUGAGGAGUCACUUGGAGGAUCCUCAGCUCAGUUUCUACUUGUUCAUCACCCCCCCAAAAACCAUCCUGGACGACCCCUCGGCUACACUGUUUCAGGCCGACCUGUUUCCUGGUGCUCUGGUGUACUUUGGAUCAGACGCAAAGACAGAUUUUUACAUGAAGAGGGAACUAGUUGAAUCCUCUGUCUCGGCCUUGCAAGCAAAUGAGUCCAUUGCAAGCUGCAUGAUCCGGUCCACAACACCCUCCUCGCACUCUGAAAGCUCAGAGGAGCCGCUGCCUCCUUCAGAGCCGAGGGAGGACACCAGCGGGUCCACACAGGACGAGGGAGACCCGUCUGGACCCACCCAGGCUGCUAAACCUAACAGAUCUGACCCGGGAAAGGUGCCCAAGUGGCUCAAGCUUCCAGGUAAGAAAUAAGACUGCUGCUGUGUGUUGAUGGGAAGACUUCACCACUGACGUCUGACAAGCUGUUGAAGAGUAGAGCACUUGAACCUUUGCUGCGCUUUGAUAAAGGCUCAACCUUUUGGCUGCAGCGGACUAAAUCCAACAUGGAAGAAGCUUGCACUUGACUAGGUCUGAUGAGACAAAUGAGUGAGUGUAUGGUGAAUACUGGAAUGGAGGAGAGUUGUGUUUCAUUCCGGUUGAUUUAUCAGAGGAGAGAGAGUUAAAGGUGCUGCUUUUAUUCAGCAGGUGAGGAUGUAGUGUAAAGUGAAUAAAGAUGGUUG
Anoplopoma fimbria (sablefish) is the source of this 2240-nucleotide messenger RNA. RefSeq names its product ASPSCR1 tether for SLC2A4, UBX domain containing (gene aspscr1). Gene Ontology annotation, biological process: signal transduction. Lineage: Eukaryota; Metazoa; Chordata; Actinopteri; Perciformes; Anoplopomatidae. Bases 64 to 1932 code for a protein of 622 amino acids. Gene Ontology annotation, molecular function: protein binding. The record is from RefSeq and is a predicted model, not a curated record. The transcript has 17 exons.